AUGACCCCGUCGCCCCUAGACCCCCGGCCCCUCGGCCCCUUCUCUCCUGGCCCCGCCCCCUCGGCCCCUUCUCAAGGUGCUGUAGGUGCUGCUCAAGGAACUCCGCGCCCGCCCUUCUUUGAGGGGUGCUCCCCCUACCACCUUCCCCCCUCCUACGCCUCUGCUGCUGCUGCAGACGUCUCUGUUGCUGAGGACGUCGGGGCUGCUUCUGCUAGUGCGAAGCGCCGCAGCAGCAAGGGCAAGGGUGGCAGGGGUGGUGGAGGUGGCAGCGGUGGUGGUGGAGGUGGCAGCGUGAGUGGUGGUGGGGGCAGCAGUGGAGGUGGUGGAGGCAGUGGAGGUGGUGGCGGCGGUGGGACUGGUGGAAGGAGUGGGGGCUCUAGUGGCCGCGGUGGAGGCAGCGGUGGGCGUGGCGGCACUGGAGACGGUGGGACUGGUGGUGGUAGGACUGGACCCUGGCGUGGAGGCCCUGGUGGUGGCCAGCGGCAGCAGCAGCAGUGUCCGAGCGAGACCCAGUCGCCCCAGCAGCUCCGUGAGUGGUUGUUUCAGCGUGGUACGUCUGGGGGUAGUGAUAGCUGCCCGUAUGUCAUUCGCACGGGUGUCCGUGCUGGUGAGACAUGCGCGAAGCUUCACUCUCAGCACCGCUGCUUCUCCCGCCUCGACGACGCCUGGCGCGCUGAGUUUGGUGACGAGGUCGAGCGCCCUCGCUGGGCAGAUUUGCUUAGGUAUAGCGGCUGCUGGUGCUAG
Molecule: messenger RNA, 744 nt
Organism: Closterium sp. Naga37s-1
Lineage: Eukaryota; Viridiplantae; Streptophyta; Zygnematophyceae; Desmidiales; Closteriaceae
Source: the annotation of a GenBank genome assembly